AUUUACAUCGCUGCUGGUUCAAAUUGACUCAACUAUCAGGAGCGGAGACACAAUGGAGGAGAGCACGGCGCAGACACACUGCUGAAAGACUUAUCUGUAUCUUACACACCGUGCAGCUUUAUCCGGAUCGGAGAUUACAAAUAGUUUGGAUAGUCUUGUUUAUUUUCUUUUUCAACUGUUUCUGCCAGUGAAAGAUAGAUUGCAUUCGGACAUUGAGCUGCAUUUUAUAAGAGGUCAUCAUGCCUCCCACAACCCCAUAUGCCGGAAAGUUCAGCUCUUACAGCAACAGCAACAACCAUCCUCAGCCUCACAGCCCGUACCGCAGCGGCACCGCCCCGAAGCCCGUGAAGGAAAACGUCUACAACGGCGCCUACUCUUCCUCAGAAAACCCCUACGACAUACCACAGCCUCACAGUUCGUAUCGCAGCUCCUCUGUCUCCUCUGCGCCCGCGAAGGAGCAUCAUUACAACAGCAGCUGUGCCGUAUCAGAGAACCCGUACUCCUCGCUGCAGCCUCACAGCCCGCGACAGCACAACACUUCCUGUCCUGCACACGCGUACCGUCACACCAGCAGUAGCAGCGGCAGCGAGCAGUCGUGUCGUAACAACUCUAUGUCAGCGAAAGGCCGACUUUUCGGACACAGCGUCACCGCUAGUUAUGGGGAGAUGUGUUACCAUGACAACAGUUUGGUUUCAGCAUCCCUUGAGGCGCUGAUCCAGCACCUGGUUCCCACAGUUGACUACUACCCUGAUAGGUCAUAUGUGUUCACCUUCCUGCUGAGUUCACGCCUCUUCCUGCACCCAUACGAGCUCAUGAUGAGGGUUUGUCACCUGUGUGUGGAGCAGCAGCGGUCCGGAGACACCCUGCUGGAUAAGAUCCGUUUCCGUGAGGUGGCGCCUAAGUUGGUGCAGCUGCUAACAGAGUGGACGGAGACGUUUCCGUACGACUUCAGGGACGAGAGGAUGAUGCGUUGCCUCAAAGACAUGACGCACCAUGUGGCCCGAGGGGAUGAGUACUCUUGGCGAGCCAUGCAGCAGAUGACCCAGCGGCUGAUCAAACGCCUAUCUGCCCUCGGCCAGUACGAGGAGGCCGUUGCUGCGCUCAACGCCGUGGCGAUGGAGCGGCCCGCUUCCCUGAAAAGCAAACAGGCCUCGGGUCAGCGAAGCGACGUAAUGAGUGUGUGUGACGACCCCUUCAUCCUCGCCCAGCAGCUCACACACAUUGAACUGGACAGACUGAGUUUUAUCGGCCCUGAGGAGUUCAUCCAGACAUUCGCCAUGAAGGAUCCUCUGGAGAACCAUAAGGGUUUCUUCCGGAAGCGCAAAACCAGUAACCUGGAGGCCUACGUCAACUGGUUCAACAGACUGAGUUUCCUGGUGGCCACUGAGAUCUGUAUGCCAGUGAAGAAGAAACACCGAGCACGAAUCAUAGAGUUCUUCAUAGAUGUGGCUCAGGAAUGUUUCAAUAUUGGCAACUUCAACUCCCUCAUGGCCAUCAUCACUGGGAUGAACAUGAGUCCUGUUGCCAGACUGAAGAAAACCUGGAGUAAAGUCAACACUGACAAGUUUGAAAUCCUGGAGCACCAGAUGGACCCCUCCAGUAACUUCAGCAACUACCGCACUGCGCUCCGUGGCGCCACCCAGAGGUCUGAGACUGCACACAGCAGCCAGGAGAAGAUUGUGAUUCCUUUCUUCAGUCUCCUCAUUAAAGACAUCUACUUCCUGAAUGAAGGCUGUGCCAGCAGGCUGUCCAACGGACACAUCAACUUUGAAAAACUGUGGGAGCUUGCAAAGCAGGUGAGCGAGUUCCUGGUUUGGCGUCAGGUGGUUUGUCCAUUUGACAGAGACCGCCGGAUCCUCCAGUACCUCGUCACCACGCCUGUCUUCAGUGAAGACGAGCUGCAUCUGGCCUCGUAUGAGAGCGAAGGACCUGAGAACAAUAUGGAGAAAGACAGUCGUAGGUCUCUUAGAUCUUCCCUUCUGCAUCGAGAGAAUCGGUCUUAAGAGAAUGACAUUCCUCUCUGCUCUAAAGACUGUAAAUGAACUAGGUGUUUUAAAGCUACAGGUUCCUCCAUAUUAUCUUAUAGACACAUUUUUACAUCCCCAUGGCCAAAUUUUAAGCCUAGGACAAAUACUGAUCUACAGGAGGACAAACGCAGCUGUGCCCAUAUUCUCACAGAUGAACAGAAGAAUAUAUUACAAUAUGUGGGCUUUGAGGCUCACAAGGAGCAUAAAUGAUUUAUAAAUUAGAUGCUGUAACAAACCUUGAUGACCAUCCAGUGCCAAAGGACCUCAGUUGCAGUUAUUACUAUAACCCUCUGCCUUGCAAGCGUUGAUGGACUGAAGUCAUUAACCUAAUGAUUCCCACGAAGAGCUCAGAUUACUCAUUUGGGUCAUCAGCUGUGCUUUUUCUUCAACAUCAGCUCUGACUAAGGCACCUAGAGGAUUUCAGAUGACUGCAGAACAUGUAUGGAUCUUGUUUAUAUCUCCAUUGGACCUCCAUCACGGCGACAACAGCCUCAUAUUGUGGAACGACUGGUUUUGUCUCUGAAUGAGACUCAUAUGGACUCGAGCGGUUAUAUUGCAACAUUAGCACUGCUUCCCUGCAGAUGUCCUGGCUGAGUUCAGUCAAAAACCACAAAGAGGGGAGAGAUCCACUCUGAAAGGAAUAUUUGGUUAUCAUUGAUUUGUAGUAUAACUAACGGGCUGACAACUGCUUUAGAAGUGGCGUUGUCUGCAUUGUUGUCUUGUUGAGUGCAUGAUUUUAAUGAGAAAAUCUUGGCAGCAACUGUACCACAUCCAAUCCAUUUGCUCUCAGUUUGCAAACAGCAUCAAUUUCUGGAUAUUUCAGUCAUUCAAGCCUGUUAUCUAAUUUUAAACAAAUAAUGCAAGUCAGUACAUCAGCUUUAUAUUUCCAAACACAUUUUAGUGACCGUUUUAUCAGUCAUGCUGUUUGGUUCUAAACAUUCUGUGAUGUGUGCACUUUGACUGCAUAUUGGUGAUGCAAAUCAUGCUAAUCAUGCAAGUUAAAUCAAACGCACUUCAGUGGGUUUUUGUGUAUUGUAUUAUAGGAUCUGAUGACUCCUAUUUUAAGGCGUCUUUCUAUACAGUAUUACGUUGUAUUUUGUAUCAGAAGGUAAAAAAAAUGUGUUUUUUUCUUUGUGUACUUUCUCUGAAGUUUCACCGUGAGCUUGUUGCUGGUUGGCUGGCUCCGCGUUGGUAAGCUAUUUUGUUAAGACAACACCAAUUCAUGUUUGACAAAGAAGUGUUUUGGGUCUGAAUGAAGUGCAAACUGACAUGUGUAUGUGCAGCUUAAAUACAAACAGGAGCCUCACCCUCCUCUUCAUCUCAUCUGCGAUGACGUAAGCGUGAUGUGCUCCUUUUACAAUCUGCCUGUGACUGAACAUGAUGAUAUUUUUGUGUUUUAAAAAAGCUCAUUUUAUGUUUCAUUUUAUACGUGUUUUUUCUCAUGUAUGCUUUUUUCAAUCUUUUUUGUGUGUGUGUGUGUGUGUGUGUGUGUGUGUAUCAUUUGUGUUACCAGUCAGGGUACUUGUACUGAAGGUAUUUGUGAAAAGAGAAUUAUAUUUUUUCUUUCAAAUAAACCGAAUAACUGAA
Siniperca chuatsi (mandarin fish) is the source of this 3614-nucleotide messenger RNA. Its product is annotated as ras-GEF domain-containing family member 1B-B-like. The transcript is spliced from 14 exons. The coding region runs from base 240 to 2003 and encodes 587 amino acids. Gene Ontology annotation, cellular component: plasma membrane. The record is from RefSeq and is a predicted model, not a curated record. NCBI's taxonomy places the organism in Eukaryota, Metazoa, Chordata, Actinopteri, Centrarchiformes, Sinipercidae. Gene Ontology annotation, biological process: positive regulation of GTPase activity; Ras protein signal transduction. Gene Ontology annotation, molecular function: guanyl-nucleotide exchange factor activity.